Molecule: messenger RNA, 273 nt
Organism: Penicillium coprophilum
Lineage: Eukaryota; Fungi; Ascomycota; Eurotiomycetes; Eurotiales; Aspergillaceae
Product: ankyrin
Exons: 1
Coding region: 1-273 (90 amino acids)
Molecular function (GO): protein binding
Source: RefSeq, a predicted model, not a curated record
AUGUCCAAGAGGCAUCGUUCUAUGGGCAUCAAGCUGUUGUCGACAUGUCACUCAAGAACGGAGCUGAUGUCAAUUUCCAAGGCGAAGGGAAUAGCACAGCGCUUCAAAUGGCUGCGCGAGAAGGUCAUGGAGAAACUCUUUGCAUUGCUACUCGAUCAUGGGGCCGAUGUCAUCAUCAAAGGGGAACUUUAUGGCACUGCCCUCGAUGCGGCAACUGAACAAGGCCACAUGGAGAUUAUGCAAAUACUAGCUAAGAAGAAUGCCGAUGUUUGA